Mangifera indica (mango) is the source of this 1581-nucleotide messenger RNA. Its product is annotated as mitogen-activated protein kinase homolog NTF4-like. The transcript has 6 exons. The record is from RefSeq and is a predicted model, not a curated record. Gene Ontology annotation, cellular component: cytoplasm; nucleus. Gene Ontology annotation, biological process: intracellular signal transduction; protein phosphorylation. The coding region runs from base 91 to 1287 and encodes 398 amino acids. Lineage: Eukaryota; Viridiplantae; Streptophyta; Magnoliopsida; Sapindales; Anacardiaceae. Gene Ontology annotation, molecular function: ATP binding; MAP kinase activity.
GGCUAUACGAAAACGCAAAGCUCACGACAACAAAAAAAACAAAAACAAAAAAUAAAACAGAAAGAAAACAUCACCGCCACCAACCACAAAAUGGAGGGAGACGGAGGAGGUGGCAUGGCCCAGCAGGCGGACACGGAGAUGGUGCAGGCGCCAUCUGACCCUCAGCGGCCACCGGCGGCUCCUCAGGCGAUUGGGAUCGAAAACAUCCCGGCGACGCUGAGCCAUGGCGGACGCUUUAUUCAGUACAACAUAUUUGGGAACAUAUUUGAGGUUACGGCUAAGUAUAGGCCGCCUAUUAUGCCUAUUGGGAAGGGUGCAUACGGCAUCGUUUGUUCGGCUUUGAAUUCGGAGACAAAUGAACAUGUGGCAAUAAAGAAGAUAGCAAAUGCAUUUGAUAAUAGGAUUGAUGCAAAGAGGACUCUUCGGGAGAUCAAGCUGCUUCGACACAUGGAUCAUGAAAACGUUGUUGCAAUAAGGGAUAUAGUGCCACCACCCCAAAGGGAAUCAUUUAAUGAUGUUUAUAUCGCUUAUGAGCUCAUGGACACAGACUUGCAUCAGAUAAUUAGGUCUAAUCAAGCAUUAUCCGAGGAGCACUGCCAGUAUUUCUUGUAUCAGAUCCUUCGUGGGCUUAAAUACAUACAUUCUGCAAAUGUUCUGCACAGGGACUUAAAACCUAGCAAUCUCCUCUUGAAUGCCAACUGUGACUUAAAAAUAUGUGAUUUUGGACUAGCACGUGUCACCUCUGAAACAGAUUUUAUGACAGAGUAUGUUGUUACAAGAUGGUAUCGAGCACCAGAGCUGCUCUUAAACUCUUCAGAUUACACUGCAGCUAUUGAUGUAUGGUCAGUGGGUUGUAUUUUUAUGGAAUUGAUGGAUCGGAAGCCUUUAUUUCCUGGAAGAGAUCACGUGCAUCAGCUUCGCUUGCUUAUUGAGCUAAUAGGUACUCCAUCAGAGGUUGACAUAGAGUUCUUGAAUGAAAAUGCCAAGAGAUACAUUCAGCAACUUCCUCGUUAUGAACGACAGUCAUUCACCCAAAAGUUUGCCAGUGUCCACCCUUUGGCUAUUGAUCUUGUUGAGAAGAUGUUAACAUUUGAUCCGAGACGUCGGAUUACAGUCGAGAAUGCACUUGCGCAUCCUUACCUUGCCUCGCUGCAUGACACAAGCGAUGAGCCUGUCUGCAUGAAUCCCUUCAGCUUUGACUUUGAGCAGCAUGCUCUGACCGAGGGGCAGAUGAAGGAGCUGAUUUAUCAGGAGGCUCUUGCAUUCAACCCCGAAUAUCGGCACUAGUGAACAGUGUGAAUCUCACACUGGUUAUUUAUUGUUGUUCUGAUCGAUGUUGUUUCCUUGUUUUUUUUUUUUUUUUAAUGAAUUUGCUUAAUUGAGUUCUUGUAAAUAUGUCCCAUCCGAACCCGGAUGGCUAUUGAGUUGAAAUAUCUGUAAUGGUGUUUGUAUCAGCUGUCUUGCUUUUCAAUCUUAUUGUUGUCCUACUGAAUUGAGUCCACUUCCCAAUUUCAUCAGACUUCACUUCUGUUUAUACUGUUCUUACUGCAAAAUAACAUCGAAUAAAUCUUAUUUAUUCCA